UCCUGCGGGAGGGUGGUGCAGGCUGUGCCCGGCCCGGCCCGGCCCGGCCUGGCCCGGCUAGGCUCGGCCCGGCCCGGCCCGGCGGCCGCAGCAUGUGAGCCCGCGGGGCGGGGAUGCUCUGGCUGCUCUGCGGCCCCUCCGGCGCCAUGGACAGCCAGGCGCUCGUCAUCCGCAUCAAGAUCCCCGACGGAGCCGCCGUGGACUGGACCGUGCACUCCGCGCCCCAGCUGCUCUUCAGGGAUGUGCUGGAUGUCAUUGGGCAAGUUUUGCCGGAUGCAACGACCACAGCAUUUGAGUAUGAGGAUGAGGAUGGGGACCGGAUCACUGUCAGAAGUGAUGAGGAGAUGAAGGCCAUGCUGUCCUAUUAUUACUCCACUGUGAUGGAGCAGCAAGUGAAUGGACAGUUGAUAGAGCCUCUCCAGAUCUACCCACGAGCCUGCAAACCUCCUGGGAAACGGAACAUACAUGGCCUCAAGGUGAACACGCGGGCAGGGGCUGCCAACAACAGCGGCUCGGCCGCCUCCGAGGCCCUCCCCAGCAAUAGCUUAAAAAAAUCCUCUGCAGAGCUGAAGAAAAUCCUUGCCAAUGGCCAGAUGAAUGAACAAGACAUACGAUACCGAGACAUCCUCGGGCACGGCAACGGAGGCACAGUCUACAAGGCAUAUCAUAUCCGUAGUGGAAAAAUCCUGGCAGUGAAGGUCAUACCCUUAGACAUAACCCUGGAACUCCAGAAGCAGAUAAUGUCAGAGUUAGAAAUUCUUUAUAAGUGUGACUCCUCGUAUAUCAUAGGAUUUUACGGUGCUUUUUUUGUAGAAAACAGGAUUUCAUUGUGUACAGAGUUCAUGGAUGGGGGUUCUUUGGAUGUUUAUAGAAAAAUUCCAGAACACGUUCUCGGAAGGAUAGCAGUGGCUGUUGUGAAAGGCCUGACCUAUUUAUGGAGUCUGAAGAUUUUACACAGAGAUGUGAAGCCAUCCAAUAUGCUUGUGAACACCCGGGGCCAGGUGAAGCUCUGUGACUUCGGGGUCAGCACCCAGCUGGUGAAUUCCAUAGCCAAGACGUAUGUUGGAACAAAUGCUUAUAUGGCGCCUGAGCGGAUUUCAGGAGAGCAGUAUGGGAUUCACUCGGACGUUUGGAGCCUGGGGAUUUCCUUCAUGGAGCUUGCUCUUGGGAGGUUUCCAUAUCCUCAGAUUCAGAAAAACCAGGGAUCUUUAAUGCCUCUCCAGUUAUUGCAGUGCAUUGUUGAUGAGGAAUCGCCGGUGCUUCCAGCCGGGGAGUUCUCGGAGCCAUUUGUGCACUUCAUCACUCAAUGCAUGAAGAAGCAGCCAAAGGAAAGGCCAGCACCUGAAGAUUUAAUGGGCCACCCCUUCAUCGUGCAGUACAACGACGGCAACGCCGAGGUCGUGUCCAUGUGGGUGUGCAGGAUGCUGGAGGAGCGGCGAUCCCAGGGACCACAGUGAGCUCUGCGGCGUCCCAAGAGCUCUUCCUGGACCAGGAUCACCAGCCUUGGACUCACAGUUUAUCCAGAUCAUGUUUUGCUCCAAAUAUUCCCUAGAAGCAUCAACAAAAUCAGGAUAUUUGUUGGCCGUCUUUUCACAUUAAGGAGUUUUCUUCCCACGUUUCUUUUGUUGCUGAGCAAUUUCCAGAUUAUCUUCAGUUAUACUGUACACAGCCUUAAAGCAAGUAUUUUCUAUCUCUAUUUUUGGGUUACUGAAUGUACUAUUUCCUGACUCCAGA
Molecule: messenger RNA, 1734 nt
Organism: Corvus hawaiiensis (hawaiian crow)
Lineage: Eukaryota; Metazoa; Chordata; Aves; Passeriformes; Corvidae
Gene: MAP2K5
Product: mitogen-activated protein kinase kinase 5
Exons: 22
Coding region: 114-1457 (447 amino acids)
Biological process (GO): protein phosphorylation
Molecular function (GO): ATP binding; protein binding; protein kinase activity
Source: RefSeq, a predicted model, not a curated record